AAAACGACCAGACCCGGAACUUGAUCGGUCGGAGCCCGCCAACCCAAGGCAAAGCAAUGUAGCGUAAACGGUAUAGGACAGGUUAAAGAUGGCCAAAUCUAAGGAGCCAUGGUAUGAAUAUGUGCUACGAAACAAAGCUGUUCGCAUUUUCCUGAGCAAUUACGCUGAACAGGACUGGCAGGAGAUUACCAAACUUGCCCUUCUUUACGGAAUCAUACAGUUGAAAGCCGUUGACGGCAGGGCUUCCAUUCCUCUUGCACGCUUACGGGAAAUUGUUGGGUCCGGUGCUGCUGCCGUGACCGUGGAAAGUGCCUUGCCGGACAUUAAGAACAAGCUCGAGGACUUAAGGGCGCAGUUGGACCAUGUCGCCGUGGACCUUCACAAGCCACACCAUGCAAAGGUGCCCAGCAAAGAGCCGAAGCAGGUCGCUUUUGUAGGACAGCAAAGAGCACCAUCACCCCGUCCUGAACAGCCAGAGCAGGCGCUGAGGGCAGAGGCGGCAGCAGCCAACGUGGCGUUAAAGCACGCUGAGAAAUGGUUGCGAAUCAAGGGAGGCGGUAUUGCAGUCGCACCGCAGCAGAUGCCUGCAAAGGUGGCAGCGAAUGCUGUGGCCGCAGCAGCAGCGCAGCGCGCCAUCAGCCCCGCCCUGCGCCCUCCUUCGGAAUGGCGCAGCGGAGAACCGCGGCGCACCUACUCCCCACCCGGCAGAAAACGCAGUCCUCCUAGGCCAGGCGAUGGCCUCGCGGGUGCGCAAUAUCCCUCCUGGUGGGGUGACGGGCAGCAGCGGCGGAGCAGAGAUGACGACCGGCAGCAGAGCCCGGGGCCGCGCUCCCGCUCCGCGUCUCGUGCUGACCACCGCCGUCCACCUCGGCUAGCGUACUCGGUGCAGCUGGAGCCGGGACAGCCCAUCUGGCAAAACGACCUGGUCACCUCACGCUACCUGGACAUGCCCAGCAGCGGCUACGGCGAGCCCUGGUCGCCGCCGCCAGUGCCGCCGCAGUACCUUCCGCCGCCUGACCUGUCGCAGCCGCCGCAGCAGGGGCAGCAGAGGCAGUCACUGCAACGGCAACACACCGCGCCCAAGAGCCCCUCAGCGUCACCGCCGCAGUCGUUUAGGGCACAGCAGCCAGCUUAUGGCGGCUUUUCGGAACCCUACGGCAGCAGCAGCAGCAGCGGCGGUGCCGCCGUGGGCGGUCCCGGUCCUCAGCUGUAUGUGGUGCAUCCGACUGGGGCCAUGGUGCCGGUUACGUUAGCGGAGGCGCCACGACGGCUUCGGCAGCAGCAGCAGCCUCAGCAGCAGGAGGCUUCUGGAAGGCCGGGCUCCAAGCCCGCUCGUCCCGCCCGGGCAGCAGUGCAGUCGCGCAUCCGUGAGCAGGUGGAAGCGGACAAGGCAGCGGCACGCGCCCGGGUCGCGGCACGACAGCGUGCCACAGAAGCAGCGCUUGCCCUCGGAGCUCGACAGCAGCAACAGGACCGGCCCCGCUCUGCACCCAGUGCCCCUGCCUCCAUCGCCAGCCGCCCCUCCGUGUCCUCUCCUACGGCUCCCGCUGCUGCAAUCGCGGACCGUGUGGCCGCCAACCCUUACACCUCCUGGUUCUUCAACACAGCCCAAGACCCGUCCGUGGCGGCGGCACCGCCUCCGCCGACCCAGCAACAGCAACCGGGGGCACCACCAGCAGCAGCAAUGGCGGCACCAGCGGUGGCGGCGACUUCAGCGUCAAGACCGGCAUCGGCGGGCAGCCCCCCAGGCCCCAAACCUGAGGCGCCGUGGGGCCAAGUCGCCGACUGGUUUGCCGCAGCAACCCCGCCUCCAUCGGCCCCAUCCGCCGGCGCCGCCGUAGCAGCAGCAUCAGUGCCCUCAGCGCCUUCUGCUUCACCGGCAAAGCCGGCAGCAGCACCCACGGCGGCCUCGGCGCCUUCACCACCUCGAGAGGUCUUCAGCUCCCGCGGUGCGGGCUGGGGCCAUGCGGCGACGGCGCAGCAUCCGUUCAGCCUUGCGGCCCCUCGCCCGCCUUCCGCUCCGCCCUCCGCACCGUCCGCUGCUGGCGGCGGCAGCGGCAGCAACGGCGGGGCGCAGCCGGCUCCGGCAGGCGGCACUGCGGCCCCUGUUGCGCCCGCCGCUCCUCAUUCCAUUUCACCACCGCCUGUCGCCGCUGCUGUGUAUCCAAACAUACAUGGGGGUCCGAGCUACGUGCAUGAGCAGCAUAGGGGCGGCAGCGGCAGCAGCCCGCGUUAUCCGCAUGGGCCGGCGUACGGCCCCUCGGAUGCGCCCUACGGCUUUGGUGGUGGGCCAAGGACAGCUUGGGCUGGAGACAUGCGAGGUGGGGCGGCAGCGGCAGGCCUUGCUUGGCCGGGGCCCAGCCUUCCUUGGGAGUCCGCGGCACGCCAGUCGCCCACUCGGCAACAGCAGCAGCAGCACCAACAGAUGUACCAGAACCCCCCACAGCAAGAACCGGAGUGGAUGCGUCCGCAGCAGCACCUGCAGCCUCAGCAGCAGUAUGGGGGCUGGACAGCAGGGAUGCUUCCUCCUGGUGCGCCCGCUGCGGGUCACGGGUGGGAGGCGCCAUGGGGUGCCGGUUGGCUGGGCGGUGGUGGCGGCGGUGGCGCCAGGGUGGGAGCGGCAGCAGGCACGGGAUGGACAGCGGCUCCUAACGUCCAACCGCCGCAGCAGCGGUCUGCGUCCAAUCAGCGGCCCACCACACCGCGCGCCGAGGCAUUAAAGGCGGUGCGUCCGGAGGUGGUGCAGUGGUCCAAGUCCUGGGUGGGAGACUUUGGCCACCUGGAUGAGCCGCGAUCCCCUCCGCCGUCUAGCCAGCCCCCGUCCGAGGCCCCCGCGGCGGCUGCUCCUCCGCCGCUGCGCCGCCCCUCCAUGGACCCCGACACCGCUGCUGCCGUGCAGGCAGGCUAUCAGCGAGUGCAGCAGCAGCGGGCGGAGGAAGAGGCGUUCAUGCGAGCCAGGGCAGCAGCAGAGGCCACCCUCUUACCGCCGGCGGCACCAGCGGCCGCUAGCGGCCCAGCAGUAAGCGCCAACACAAGUGCUGAAGAGCGCCAGGGAGGAGCAGCAGCUGCGGCGGCGGCGGCGGUGGUAGCGGCGCCACGCCUAAGCGCUGGUGGUCUUGGCGGCCCCGGCGUUGUUGUUGCCGGUGGUAGUGCUCUCACUAGCGGCUGGGACGGCGGAAGCGGCCUGGGCGCAGGUCUAGGUGUGUACGGCAGUGGCAGUGGAGCCGCCGCCGCUGCAGCAUCAGGGGCAACAACAACAGCAGCGGCGACAGCGGCAACGGCAGCCGCGGAGGCGGACACGGAGGCGGACCGUGUGUGGAGCAGGGUGCUGGGCCAGGUGGCGAGGCUGACGAACGCGCCGGAGCCGGAGAUUGGGGGUGGAGGCGGCGGUGGUGGCUGGCUUGGGUCGGCGUAUCCAGCCGUGGGCCAGCAGCCGCCGCAGCAGAGGUCUGGGGAGGCUGGUGGAGGAGGUGAGGGGGCCGCGGGAAGCACGCGGUGGGAUCUGGAUGCGAUUGUGGGCCGGUCGUUGGGCCCAUCAGGGUUGACGUACCAGUAGUAGCAUCUUCAAUGCAUGGUGGGGGAUAUGAAAGGGGCCGUGGACGGGGUGGACCGUGACUGGAAUCUUGGGGUGUAGUAUCGUGCAUUUAUUGUGCAGCUAUACAUGCGACCGCUGGGAAUGACACCGGAAAUUGGAACUGUGCGGGCAUGUGGCUAAUUGAGUGUCUGGUACGACAAACCUUUGCUAGUUAAUGCUCGGGACUUGCUUGCCGAAGGACGGGGCCUGGUUGCCCCAUACUCUGCAAGAGGUGCAAGCUGAAAGAGGGUCCCCGUUGUGAAUGGAUUGGGUUAUUCCAGGCAUUUAUCUGCAAUCAGUUAGAACCUCGCCGGACAGAAGUGCCCUCACCCUACCUUGCCUCUACCUUCAACGCGUAAGGUCGGGGCCGGUACCUUCUUAAAGAGAUUCCAGUUUUCUGUUUUAUGGAUGUAACGGG
This is a messenger RNA of Astrephomene gubernaculifera, 3992 nucleotides long. NCBI's taxonomy places the organism in Eukaryota, Viridiplantae, Chlorophyta, Chlorophyceae, Chlamydomonadales, Astrephomenaceae. The record is from the annotation of a GenBank genome assembly.